Molecule: messenger RNA, 642 nt
Organism: Aspergillus clavatus NRRL 1
Lineage: Eukaryota; Fungi; Ascomycota; Eurotiomycetes; Eurotiales; Aspergillaceae
Product: Acyl-CoA dehydrogenase, C-terminal domain protein
Exons: 2
Coding region: 1-642 (213 amino acids)
Molecular function (GO): acyl-CoA dehydrogenase activity
Source: RefSeq, a predicted model, not a curated record
AUGUCGAACUUUAAUACUGAGCGCCUUGCCCUUGCCUGCGCCUCUCUGCGACUAAAUCGUGUCUACGCGGAGGAUGCCUUCCAUUACGCAACAAAGCGCGAGACCUUCGGCGCCCAGCUCAUCCAGAGACAAGCAAUCCAGUCUAAGAUCUUCAGAUUCGGCCUCAUGAUCGAGCCUGCAUAUGUAUUCAUGGAGCAACUCGUCAAUACCAUUGAGCUCACCAAGGAUCGGCCCACGGACGAUGUCAAGAUUGGUGGAAAGACGGCUUUGCUCAAAGUGAUGUCUACCAGAGCCCUGGAGAAGAGUGUCCGUGAAGAGCAGCAGAUUUUGGGCACUGUUAGAUACCAUAAGGCUGGAAAAGGAGCGCGAAUCGAAAAAAAAGCCGCGAUGUUAGAGUUCAUGUUGUGGGAGGUGGAAGUGAGGAGAUUAUGGUGGGACUCGCGUUACAGGAAGAGACUAAGCCACUCCAGACGAGACGUAGGGCGCUUGAGAAACGGGCGAUGCUCUAAUACUCGGGCAAUUCCAUGUACUAUUCAAUCCAAUCAUGUUUUUGCUAAACUUGAGCUUGUAGUCCACAGCGCAAAAAGGUUGCCUGUUCACGAUGGCAAUACCUGCGAGCCCAGAGAGUGGUAUCUUGGGUAG